CGCCACUACUUCAAAUUCGCAAGUACUUUACUUAUCCCGAUGGACACUACUACCCGACGACAUACCCCUCUUGCGUUAUCCGUGGCCGCGGGCACAUCAUUGUUUGCACAUAUUUCCAGCCCGCUCGCAAAAAUCUUGAAAAUUUCGUUCUUACCUCUCUGUUUUCCCUCCUCCCUCUAUUGAAGCUCCUCCAUUGAUUUGCGUGCUAUAAUGCUGCGACAUAUUGCUAUCGACCGCCUUGGCUCUUGCCGCAAUGAUCCCACCAAAUGGAGCUCCUACUGCGGAUUCGGCUUUGUUGCCACAGAGACCAUCGAUGGAGAUUUCGACAAUGUCCCGGUGUUGAGCGUUUGCGGGGUCUGCAAAUGUCCCGCUGCAUCUCAUAUCAAGGAUGUACCGGAUCAUCUCAAGGCACCACCGAAGCUCUCUCCCGUCAAUGUCGCCGUCUCUGGCUCUGAUGCAACAUCGGGGAAUAUCGAGCCGACUUUCAAUAGCGCUAGGCCACAGAUUGAUGUCAACGUGACAAAGGAUGCUAUCUACAACUCUCGCUCAUCCGUAGGAAACCCAGCCUUGCGGAGCCAUCCCAACGACACUCCGACUCAGGACAGCGUUCAAUCCGGCUCGACGUUUUCAACCAUGGCAAAAAAACGUCAUGAGGCGAUGACCCGCGCCAUGAUGAACGACCCCACUAUUGGCGGAGAGACAUUCAAUCCUGCCCAAAAGAGCCAGAUUUCAGCAAUCAUCAGCAAGAACGGCAAAGAUACGAUGCCACCCAAGAAGCGGAAGAAGGCUGCAACUACUAUCGAAUCUGAUUCGACAUCUGGCACCAAGCAGUCGAAGAAGACGAAGGCUUCUUCCUCCCAGGACGACGACUCGCCCACAGUAUUUAUGAUUGCCCUAGUCAGCGAGACGUCAGUUGUGUGGUCUGGGAAGUUUGAACGUGUCAGCACGCAUGCAUUUAUUGCACUUCGUACUGCUCGCUUCGUGCGUGAGGUGCAAAUUCCUAAGAAGGCGACAAGCUUUGUGGUGAUCAGCCUGAUCGAGGAUGCAUUCAAGGAUCUUAUUCGUCCUGGCCGCUGGUGUGUAUUGCGUGGAGAUUCUUCUGCUGAACGCAAAGGUCAGCGCACGAUAUUUAAGCCUACAAUCCUGGUAUCCAACAACCAACUUGAUUACGAGACUCUCAAAUUUUCCGCUUACAACACCCAGCCUCGCGAUGUGAAAAGUGGCGAAUAUCCGAACCUUGUUUGGAUCGGACGUUCACGUAGAGAGCCUGAUAUUCCUGUUCCUUCUGUAUUUGAGCCUGAUGGCGACAUCGAUGAUGAUGUUUCGGGUCCUAGUGAUAAGCAUGCUCCCACUGAUGAUCCCAAAGCUGGGACGAACGGUUGCCAGAAUAUGAACUCCGUGACGCAACCUCUGUUUUUUUCCGCCUGCGAGUGAUUCCGAGGCUGCGUGGGAUUGUUCCAGCCUACCGGAUGUACCAAGUGAGGCGGCAGGGACAUCCAAUCUAUCUAAUAGCUUCCCCUUUGGUACUGCCGAUCCAGAUUUCAGUCACCUGGCAUCGGAUGGAACAUGUCAAGUUCCUCCUUUCAAGUGCCUUUGGGAGCUUUUCUGACCCAACGCAGAUGCGCCAUGAUACCAUCUGUACUGGUCAAUACGGUCUGGAUGGCUUCUACUCCUCGGUUGUUGUUCCGGUGCUCGAUGAUAUCGAAUAUGACACAGAUGGAUACUCCGACUUGU
This is a messenger RNA of Desarmillaria tabescens, 1734 nucleotides long. RefSeq lists its product as uncharacterized. The record is from RefSeq and is a predicted model, not a curated record. The transcript is spliced from 8 exons. Bases 211 to 1434 code for a protein of 407 amino acids. Lineage: Eukaryota; Fungi; Basidiomycota; Agaricomycetes; Agaricales; Physalacriaceae.